This is a messenger RNA of Polypterus senegalus (gray bichir), 3277 nucleotides long. It is a transcript of the gene rinl, whose product is annotated as Ras and Rab interactor-like. Gene Ontology annotation, molecular function: guanyl-nucleotide exchange factor activity; small GTPase binding. The record is from RefSeq and is a predicted model, not a curated record. The transcript is spliced from 13 exons. The coding region runs from base 327 to 2912 and encodes 861 amino acids. Gene Ontology annotation, biological process: signal transduction; vesicle-mediated transport. Gene Ontology annotation, cellular component: cytosol; endocytic vesicle. NCBI's taxonomy places the organism in Eukaryota, Metazoa, Chordata, Cladistia, Polypteriformes, Polypteridae.
CCACACUGCUUCUCAGUCAGAGGAGCCAAAUUUGUCUAAGAAAGCCUGACAGAAAGCAACCAUCGAGAACAGUCACAAAGAGCUCUGCUCCAGAGAGGACCACCUUAGGAGCCUUUUUUAAUGGGAGACUAUUACACAGAUCGACUACCUACCUGAUGCUCCACUGGAAGACACUGACACCCUGUGCCCCAUCCAACUAAUUACUUUGGAAGGGGAAGCAAAUAUCUCUCUGAUCACUAUGUCCACCACACAACAACAUUGACUCAGCUACUCCUUGAAAAAAUGGCCUCGAAAGACAUUGCCCGCUGAAGACACCGGAGUGUACAAUGAUGAGGGGCUCCCAGGAGUUGCAGAUUCAAAUUGAGAAGGAGCGCACUUCAAGCACCAGUGCAUGUCAGGAAAAUGGAGGCAGUGGACAACAGCAGCAUCCAAGUAGCCCAACACUGCUCUCCCUUCUAGACAGACUAAGUCUGGUGCAGACAGCCUGGGCUCCAGAGGAAACAGAAGAGGGGUUGCUGGCACGGGACACUCUGAAGACACAGCCCCCAGGGUCCUUUUUGGUGAUUAAGGACGGGACUACAGGUGGCCGGCUUUUGUGCGUCAAGGUGUCUGACGGACCAGGAGCUGCAGGACUGAAGGAGAUCGCGCUGCUCCAUCAAGAUACUGUGUGGCACCUGGAGACUUCUCACCUUGGCUUCACAGACCUUUCCCAGCUGGUCGGGUUCCUGACAAUCAGCAGAGAUGUCCUGCCUUGUUGCCUUGUUCUGCCUCCCUGCCUUUACACUCUGCCUGUUGACCAGUUAACAAAGGCAUCCACACUGGGAACCAAAUUCUGGCUCUCUCCCAGUAAACUGGCGGGCCAGGAGGAAGAGAGAUCUUCAAGAAGGACAAGCAGAAGUGAUCUUCUGCCCUUUGUCUCAUCCCGACAGGGACCCAGCAUGUGCUCUAUUCAGGUGACCUCAGAAAAUGGAGCUCUCUGUAUCAUUAACCCACUGUUCCUCAAAGAACAUGGUGAUGCUUGGUUGACACACACUGCUCAUUCCUCUCAGCCAUAUGUGGCAGGGUGUACCCCAGUUCCUUACAGGAGGGAUCGCCGUCUCAGCACCACUCGAGCUCAGAUUCGUGUAAGGAAGCAUUUUUCUUUGGAUGCUGAAAAUGAGUACACUUCCUCCAUUACAGCAGUUAAUUUAAGGGAAACUGUCUCUAUGCCGACUACUCCCACAUUAGUCAAACUACGACAGAAGCCCAUGACACGCAAUACCCCUAUGUGGAGCUGGAGUGAAGGGGUGGGUCGUUCUUCAAGGGAUGAGUAUGAAGAACCUGAGGAUAGCACCAAGGCAGAGACCAGCUUUGUGCCUCAGUCACCACACAGGGCCUCUUGGAUUGAGGAGGGCUGCUUUUCUCCUAGUUUGCAAAAAACUCGCUCAGAAACCUCAUUGUGCUCCAGUGAUGGCACCCUUAUGCCCCCCAUCUCUGAACUGGACUCCCUGUCUCUCAGCAGUAUGGAGGAUGAAGGAGAACUGACACUUUCAUCUGCUGGCCUGUCCUGUAGCCCUGUGUUAGGCCAUAGGAAACGCCAAUCACUUGCUGUAGCAGAUAAAGUGAAAAACCGCAUCUCAGCUGUGGGAAAGUCAAUUGGGGGGCUAAUCUCCUUAGAGCGCCGUAUUACCAACCGCAUCAAUGAACUGUCCCAGAAGACUGGAUCCGAGUUUGGAAACUUGGCACAGACCUUUAUCACCCACAUGAUGAAUGGCACCUCACAGGAUAAAAGCAGCACUGAAAUGCUGCAAAAUGUCCGUCAGAUGCUGACCAACCUAAAGACAUAUCUUUUGGAGGGCUCUGAACUGCAUUCCAUCCUGGAGAGUGGAGGAGAUAUUCCCGAGACAGAGCUGGAUAACAUCGUGGAGGUAGCCUUGCACAAAGUUAUCCUCAAACCUUUGUGCUCAAACAUCUACAGCCGGCUGACUAACUUCAGGAAAGGUGAUGGAUCCCUUCAGAAACUCCAGGAUAACCAAGUAAUCAUGCAGAAGUGCAGCCUUGCUGAGCUGGGCGUGGCCUCUCUAGGCCUUCCUGACGCUGCUGUGAUGGAGAAAAUCCAGCAUCGCUUCUCAGAAAUGCACAGUUCCUACUCCCCCAACAAGAAGGUUAAGCAACUACUGAAAGUGUGCAAGCUCAUCUAUGAUGCCAUGACUGCCAAUGAAGCCAAGCCAUAUGGAGCAGAUGACUUCCUACCUGUUCUUACCUAUGUGCUGAUUCAGAGUAAUAUUACAAACCUGAACCUGGAUGUGGAAUACAUGAUGGAGCUUCUGGAGCCAAGCCAGCUACAGGGAGAGGGGGGCUACUACCUGACCACUGUGUUUGGCUCACUAUAUCACAUCAGCAAUUACAAGACUGAGAUGGAAACCCCAAAAAUCAGCAUUGAGGCCCAAAAUUCCAUCCACCAGUGGAAGCGCAGAAGAACAAUAAAUAACAAACAGUCAUGGAGAAGAGUGACACAGGAUUAUCUUCUUGUCUCCUAUGAGACCCCUGGAUCCCUUCAGAAGACAGUGUCCAUCCGAGGCAGCACCACUAUUCAGGAAGUAUGUGCAACCUGUGCUGAGAAAUAUCAAGUUAGUGAGCCAGAAAACUACGCUCUCUAUCUCUUCAAGGAUGGGAAGCACUACCUGUUGGACAGUGAUGGCUUUGUGAAAAAAAUCAAAACAGAACAGAAGCAGCAAGCAACAUGGGAGAACAAGGCACUUUUUGUCUAUUGUAAAAAAGGACAGCAUUCUGAUGAGGAGGAGUACCCAGGGUUCCAGGAAGAGUCAACUAGUACCUGCAGCACAGCUUCCCCAUUGCUAUCAGGUUGUGGAUCCACCAUAGAGUGCCCAAAAUCAGCAAGUGAAUAUCAAAAGGAGCUGGAUAUUGAAUAGUGAGACUGAAACUGUCAGAAAUUGAAAGCUGACCAUUUGCGUUGGGUGAUGUUUCUGUGUUUACAUGUAAAUAAAGAGCAACCACCAGUGCCUUCUUCACCACUAGCAGGGAAAAAGCAAAGGCAAGUUAGGACAGAAGCUGCCAAAUGCAAAUAAGAGGGUGCACAUCUAAAAGGCGCGUUAUAUUUUUCCUCUCUAGAGGAUCCACACUGACCUGCCACAUCCUUUCAACUGAACUUCUGUUUUACUAUAUUUGUAUUAAUUGUAACACAUUUUUGAAAGGGUUGGGGGAGUUUUAUUUAUAAAUUUGUAACUUAUGCAAAUAAAGGGUUUUGGUUCACUGCCAACUUCUUUUACAAGAAUAA